Molecule: messenger RNA, 2529 nt
Organism: Sebastes umbrosus (honeycomb rockfish)
Lineage: Eukaryota; Metazoa; Chordata; Actinopteri; Perciformes; Sebastidae
Product: fibrinogen alpha chain-like
Exons: 8
Coding region: 160-2220 (686 amino acids)
Biological process (GO): blood coagulation; platelet activation; protein polymerization
Cellular component (GO): fibrinogen complex
Molecular function (GO): signaling receptor binding
Source: RefSeq, a predicted model, not a curated record
ACAUCGGAGGUCGCUGAACUCUGAUCUGAUCUGAACUGACAGACGUUUCCUGAUGAGUCACAGGUUCAUCGGACUGAACCAUGAGGCUUCAAACGACCCGGCGGCAGCGCUAGAGAAGCAUUCAGUCUUCACACAGAGCGGAGGACGACAGCAACAAAGAUGGAGCGACUCAACUUACUCGUCUGUCUCAGUUUGAUUACUGUGGCUUCAACUCUGGAUCCCAGAGGAGCCCGUCCGGUGCAGCAAGGCACCAGAUCUGAUAAGUGUGACACAGUGAAGGAGUGGCCUUUCUGCACAGACGACCAAUGGGGCUCUAAAUGCCCGUCGGGCUGCAGGAUCCAGGGUCUGAUAGAUAAAUACGACCACGGCGCGCUGAAGCAGAUCGAGAAGAUCCGCAGCCUCCUGGACCAGAACAAGGCCAAGCACCGCUCCGCCGACCAGGUGUCCAAACAGACCUACGACUACCUGAAGGACAAACUCACCGUCGAUGCUGGUCAUGAUAACACCUACUACGACCUGGCCCAGAGUCUGCGUCAGAGAAUCACAGACAUGAAGAUUAAGAUCGACCGACAGCUGAGUGCUCUGGCCGCCCUGAAGGAGCGAGUCAAGGACCAGGUCGUCGAGAUGCAGAGGCUGGAGAUUGAUAUCGAUAUUAAGCUCCGUUCCUGCAAAGGAUCCUGUGAAAGCUACAGCCAGUACCAGGUGGAGCAGGAGAGCUACGUGGCUCUGGAGAAGCAGGUCAACCAGCUGGACUCCCAGUCGGGUCGGAACAUUGAGGCUGUCGGGACGAUGUACGUGAUGAAGAGCAGGCUGAUGAAGGAUGCCGUCGUGGACUCCAUCUACAAGUCCGGGGACGGGGACGGUAGCAGGGCGGGACAGCAGACAGAAGACAUGUUCUCUGAUGUGCCGACGGUCCAGUUGGUACUCGAGGAUGAAGGCUCCGAAACAUCCCCAGCAACCAUCUCCAAGGUCCCAGGUACUUCCUACUCUCCAUCUACAUCCUCAUCAACCUCUUCCUCCUCCUCCUCUACGUCAUCUAAAUCCAUCACUGAGCUCGGAGGCGACGGUGAUAUCUUUGGUAACGGCGGAGGUUCCAGUACAAGCCACGCGUCCACCAAAAGCGUUACCUGCACCAAGAGCAUCAGGACGACCGUCGUCCAAACGAAGAGCGGGCCGGUGGAACAGACGGAGGAGGUGAUGGAGGGAGGCCCCGAGUGCCAGACCAUGACAGACCUCACCAAGGGAGGGAUGGGCCCUCUCUUCCCUGGCUUCACAUCCUCAUCAUCAUCAUCGUCUUCUUCUUCUUCUGGGACAAAGACCGUCCACACCGGUGGCACCAAGGGAAGCCUCUUCGAUUCCAAAGCUGGGUUUGAGGAUCCAUUUAGCGUUGACUUCGGGCUCGACCUCGGCCGGUUCCUGACGGACGCAGGAGAGGAUGACUUUCCUGAUUUCCAGGCCAGAAGUGUGAAGACCGCGCGUACUGAGCGGCACGCCGACUAUAUAGGAAAAGAUUGUGUCGCAGCCCACCAGAACCACCUGAACGGGGAAACGAACGGCCUGUUUAAGAUCAAACCCGGCGGCACGGACUCCACACAGGUAGUGGACGUUUACUGCCAGCAGGAGGGGCUAAUGGGCGGGUGGUUGUUAGUCCAGCAAAGAGAGAGCGGCGCGCUCAGCUUCAACUGCACCUGGGCAGAAUACCGUAACGGGUUCGGCUCGAUAGACGCAAAGGGCAAGGGGGAGUACUGGCUGGGCAACCAGAACCUCCACCUGUUGAGUAACCAGGGCGAGACCAUGCUGAAGGUGGAGCUGGAGGAUUGGGAAGGGGGCGUAGCCAGUGCUGAGUACACAGUCAGGGUUGGGACGGAGGAGGAGGGGUACCCGCUGCACGUGUCUGGGUACAUCGGGGUGGCCGGGGACGCUCUGGUGAUGCCCAACUCUGACAUGGCGUCUUACCUGUCCCACAACGGGAUGAAAUUUAGCACCUUCGAUAAAGACAACGACAAGUGGGAGGAGAGUUGCGCGGAGAUGUACGGAGGCGGGUGGUGGUACAACAACUGCCAGUCGGCUAACUUGAAUGGGAUUUAUUAUAAAGGCACGUACGACCCGGAGAAAAACACGCCAUAUGAGAUUGAAAACGGAGUCGUGUGGGUGACGUAUAAACCGGCCAAUUACAGCCUGAAAACUGUUAGGAUGUUUAUCCGACCAGCUGCUUUUUAAUAGAUCAUGGAGAAAAUGUGAUCAAAUAAAAUAGAAUAUACACAUUUAUUUAAACCCAAAGAAACAAGAGCCUGAAAUAAGACGUAAAGAUGUAACGCAACACUGAAGCUGCAGGUAAAUAUUUGAGGCCAAAAAUCAAAGUUUCUUCAUUCUGAGAUUUCAAAAUCAUGUCAAACAGCGUGGGAUGUUUGCACUUUGUGUAAAUGUCAUUGACCUGUUUAUCUCACCAGUGCUCCUGGAACGAGACCUGAUGCUCCCAAAGUGUGUACUGAACUCUGCUCAAUCAAUAAAGAUUCAAUGUUCACUUCA